Messenger RNA from Klebsormidium nitens, 1780 nucleotides. The record is from the annotation of a GenBank genome assembly. Lineage: Eukaryota; Viridiplantae; Streptophyta; Klebsormidiophyceae; Klebsormidiales; Klebsormidiaceae.
GCCUGCCAUUGAAGAAACCUGCUGAUGCCAGCAGCAAAUGCAGCACUAGUAGUAGUAGGGCGCCAAUUGCACUUCGAAGGAUGGCGUCUUCGCAGCUCUGCAUCCAACAGAGGUCCUUCCUGGUUCCAGGAUCCUCCAAGGGAGCUUGUGUGGGCGCUCGUUUGAAACUCUUCUAUGUAAAUCAGAGCUAUGCACACCAAUCAGCAAAGAAUGGGGUCACGCGAGCUGCUUCAGCUGCUCAAUCCUCCACAGAAGGGUCUGCAGAAUUCGAUCUCGAAGGCAUGUGGCGGGAGGCACGUAUGAGAAGAGGACGGGCAGCAAUGAGGGCUUGGUGGUAUGCAUUGCGAUUACAACAAGCGGAGAAGGAAGCUGAGAUUGCUGAUCUGAACUAUGCCCAAGCCGAAGAAUUUGCACGCAGGAUGGAGAUGGAAGAGGGGAGGGCGGUGAUGCGGUUCUGGUGGUUGGACUGCCAACUCCGAGCGCUCGACCCCGCCCGUCCGCCCCCGCCACCUUUGAAUCGAACUCGCAGAAAACAAUCCGUACGGCAAGCUGUGCUGUCCGGACGUCAGGGAAAGCUGGGGCCGGCAUCCGAAAAGCCUCCGGCCCCGUCCAAACCGAAGACGAUCAUCACUAAGGAUGCGGCGAGGGCACAGGCGCUGGCCGUCCCACUGGACGAGCUGGUGAGUAUCGAGGUACAAAAAGAACGAGACGCCGCGCGGAGAAAGGUGCUCGAAGCGCAGGCCGAACGGCAGAGGACGAUGGACGUGGGGCGGGCGGCGAUGAGAAAAUGGUGGAUUCAGGAGCGGGAAGCCACCAAACGCGCGCUCGGGCUGCCGCCAUACGGACCCGUUUGGACGGUCGUUCGAAAAGACGGCAAGGAAGGACCGAUCAGCAUCGGAAAGAUGCCACUCAUCGUCGGGUCUGACGUCAGCAGGAUGGAGAAGGUGGUUCCGGUUCAAUUGGACUAUCCAACGGUGUCAAGAGUGCAUGCCAAGAUCUUCGGCAAGGAGGUCUUCUCUUACGGCGAGUACGUGCGAGAGUACUUUGUGGUGGACCUUAAGAGCACCAACGGCGUCAGGCUCAACCGCACCUUUCGGCUUCGACCGGGAGACGAGUAUAGGUUAAGCGACGGAGACACGCUCUUUCUCGGCGAAGAGGCGGCGACUCUGGUCAUCAAGAACCCUCAGAAGAGCCCUUAGAUAUUACGGCUUUUUGGCAGUCAUUGACUGCACCCCUAGAAUGCCUGAGCGCAGGCCUUCUCUUUACUUGCUUUUGACCUUAAAUACAGAGGUGGUAUCUUGCUAAGUCUUAGCCCUUUAUACCCGCGGCGCAUGUGUUUGAGGUAGAGGCUGCUACCGGUCAAAGAUUGUUUUUCGAAGCUUCAAUUGAGACGUUCGUAAUGAUACGAUCAACAUUGGUUUACGUUGAAAGAGACUAGCGCAUAAGCAGCAGAAAUUGAAUAGUUCAUGCCAGGUACUAGUUGCGAGAGAGGGCCGCAGUGGUAUACUACCUAUACGCUACUUUUGCAGCUCCAGCAGCGCAUAGCCCAAUUUAGUCGAUUACGGUCACCAAAGCUCGGUCAGGCUCCGCCGUACCAGACACUUAGCAAGUCCUUGAGGGCUCCCUCAGGGAUGUACGACUCAAGAAAGUAGCUAGGAAACCCAAUGUCCGGCCAAUGUUGAUGACGUAUGUUGCCGCCGACCAGCUGACGUACGCACCGCCUUUGUAGAACAAUCAACGUUUACAAGGCUCCAUAUGAGAUCCCACUUGCAAUUAUCAC